UUAGUUUAGGUUUCACUGGGUAGCAAUCAGAAUUAUGAAUCAUGGCUCCCUUGAAAAAGGGAAGCAAAAGCUUACUGAAGUGCGACAGUUGUUGACCUGUCUGCAAUUAGCUAAUUUAGUGUAAACUGGGUAUUCAACCUGGGAAGUCUAAAGGGAAGAAAGAGUACCAAACUGCACAUGGAAUGUUGGAAAUUUAUUCAAAUUCUUAGAACUCCAAGCAAAUUUGUCAUUUUAAAAAAAGGUUUUCCCUGUGUGCGGAAUAUUUUGAAGCAUGUCUUAAGCACAUAAUGGCUAAGUUGCAAAGCCUUUGCACGUGUAGAGUCAAAUGAUAUUAUUACUGAAUUUGAGGAUGCAUCAUCUUACUUUAGUGUUGAAUAUUUUUGAAAUCACAGCUAAAACUUUAAGGUUUAAGGUGAUUUGAAUUUUUUUUUGAUUCUGUGCUUUGCUUUCACUUUCAUUAAAAGUGGCAAAAUGCAAAUUAAUUUCCUCUCAUUCUGGGGACAGUGGAUCACUUCCCUAUUUACUGUUUAUAUUGAAGGGCUGUUUGUCAAAUAGAUCUUUAUCGUUGAAGAAAUAUAUUCUCUCACAUGGAUCAAGGAAAAUCAGAUUCUACAUUCCAUACCAAGUUGGUCAGGGAUCAAUUUGACAACUUGGAAAAACACACACAAUGGGGAAUUGAAUUUGUAGAGAGAUACAACAAGUUUGUUAAGGACCGGACAGAAAUUGAGAUCAGCUAUGCAAAGCAGCUUAGGAAUCUUUCGAAGAAGUAUCAGCCAAAAAAGAACUCCAGAGAAGAGGAAGAACAGAGAUACACAUCAUGUCAAGCAUUUCUAGCCAUUUUGAAUGAAAUGAACGACUAUGCAGGCCAGCAUGAGGUGAUUGCUGAGAACAUGAGCGGGCUAAUAUUUGCUGAGCUGUCACGCUACAUCCAGGAACUCAAGCAAGAACGGAAAUUGCAUUUCCAAGAAGGAAGAAGGGCACAACAACAUAUAGAAAGUUGUUGGAAACAACUUGAGAAUAGUAAAAGAAGAUUUGAGCGAGAUUGUAAGGAAGCAGAACGAGCUCAACAACAUUUUGAAAAGAUGGAUAAUGACCUGAAUGUAACAAAGGCUGAUGUGGAAAAGGCUCGGCAGCAGGCCCAUACCCGACAUCACAUGGCAUCGGAGAGUAAGACUGAAUAUUCCAAUGUUUUGCAGAACUUUAAUAAGGAACAACAUGAACAUUAUUAUACAAACAUACCAAACAUAUUCCAGAGAAUUCAAGAUCUGGAUGAAAGAAGAAUAGUUAAAAUUGGUGAAUCAAUGAAGACCUUUUCUGAGGUUGACAGGCAAGUCAUACCCAUCAUUGGAAAGUGUCUCGAUGAAAUCACAAAAGCAGCUGAAUCUAUUGAUGAAAAACAUGAUACACAGUUGGUGAUAGAAGCCUUCAAAUCUGGAUUUGAACAACCUGGUGAUGUUGAAUUUGAGGAUUUCAGUCAGCCUAUGAAGCGGACUGUUUCUGAAAGCAGUCUCUCCAAUAGCAGAUCUGACGGCAAACAAGAAUCUAAAGGUGGCAAAUCCAAGGGCAAACUCUGGCCUUUCAUCAAGAAAAAUAAGCUUAUGUCCCUUUUAACAUCUCCUCAUCAGCCUCCUCCUCCUCCCCCUUCCUGUUCCUCACCUUCUGCUGUUCCAAAUGGCCCUCAAUCUCCCAAGCAGCAAAAAGAGCCCCUCUCUCACCGCCUGAAUGAAUUUAUGACCUCCAAACCUAAAAUCCACUGUUUCAGAAGCCUAAAGCGGGGGACUCGAUCUUUCUAUUUUCACAAAGAGCUGAUGAAGAGGACAUUAGGGAAACCUACUUAUGCCUAUGAGGCGAGAGAGUUUGUUCUUUCUCUCAAACUGGGCUCAGGACCAGAAGACUUCAGCAAUCUUCCACCUGAGCAGCGAAGAAAGAAACUUCAGCAAAAAAUUGAUGAGAUUAACAAAGAAAUCCAAAAAGAAUCUGAUCAAAAAGAUGGUCUAAUGAAAAUGAAGGAUGCAUACAUCAAGAAUCCACAACUGGGUAGGCCGGAGACGGUGGAUCCCAAACUGGCAGAAAUUGAGCAAACGAUUGAAAAACUGCGACAAGAGAGUCAGAAAUUUGAGGCUUGGCUUGCUGAGGUAGAAGGUCGUUUACCAGUCAGGACUGAUCAACCAAGACGACCAAGUGAGAUGCACGAGUUGCAGAGUACUGCUGUAAACAAUUGUGCACAAGAUCGAGAGAGCAGCCCUGAUGGUAGUUAUACCGAAGAACAGAACCAGGACCCUGAAUUAAAAGUCGCAGCACAGUGCGAGUUUGAUGAUGAAUUUGAUGAUGAGGAAGUACUGGCAGCAAUUGGCACAUGCAAAGCCAUGUAUCCUUUUGAAGGUCAAAAUGAAGGAACAAUAGCAAUGGCAGAAGGAGAAACACUGAGUGUGAUAGAGGAGGAUAAAGGAGAUGGUUGGACAAGAGUUCGACGGAAUGAAGAUGAGGAAGGAUACGUUCCAACAUCCUAUGUGGAAGUAUAUUUGGACAGAAAUACCAAAGGUGCAAUGACUUACAUCUAGUUUUAAGAAAACUUGAGGUGAACGUAUGUCUUACAGGGCAUGAUCUGUACACAACAGAUAUGAGAAUGCAACUAAGUGCAAUAUACAGGAUCAUUGUGCAUAUAUAAACUUUUUUUAAAAAGAUUAUGUAGUAGAGAGAGGGAGAAUAUACAAAUGUGUUUUGUUGUCGACUGAAUGAGAUUGCAUUUGUCACAAACUUAUGUCGGUGCCAAUACUGGGAUUAGUUUAUUGUGAAAAUUAAUAAGCAUGGUCCAUAUCCACCCAUUUUUAAGUUUGAAAAUUAAAAUCCCUUAAUGAUAUCUUGGAAAUUUUAAACGUAAUGCUCAAAUCAAUUACAUUACUUAUGUCUAAUUUGUAUGCAUAUUUUAAUCUAUUGUUGAAUGACUACUCAAUUUUAUUUAUUAAACAAAAUUUUAACUGCUUACUCAUGAACAGAAUCUCCUAGCUACUCAAGGGUAAGGUGUGCGCUGCAGUGAAAGCCCAGUUGUAGUCUAGAUGGUUUUCAGUGGAGAUAUUUUUGCUGUCUUGCUGUUUCAUCACUGACAUUGUGCUACAUUACAGCAAUAAUUAUAGUUCAAAAUAUUUCAUUAGCUGUAAAGAACUCUAGGAUGUUCAGGAAUAAUGAAAGGUGCAAUAUAAAUGAAAAUUCAUUCUUUCUCUUUCACUUUUUUCCCCAUCUCUGUCUAAUAGGAUGGUUCUCAGUGAGGACCACUAUAAUUGAGGAACUGGUUAUUAUUAUUGGACAUUAAAUAAUUGUCAAUUUAGAAAACAGUCAUUACAAAAAAUUGAAUUUCUCCAUGUUGAAAUUGUAUCCAGCUUAAAUUUCUGGAUCAAGAAUCAUGCAAUUCAUUAGCUUACUAAUUGACAUAUCUGUUUUAAUAUGGUAGUGUUUUCUCUUUAAAACAUUGUAUAACUUGUACACUUCAGUUGGUCCACUGUAUUACAAUAUCAACACCUUUAUUACUUGACAGUUUUUUUUUAAAAGCUGUUAAUUUUAAAUUUUAUGCUGUUCAUAUUUGAUGAGGGUAAUGAUCAUUAUUAUCCAUUUAGCAUACUAGGUAUGUGUAGGGCAGCAGCUUUGUUUGAACUACAUUUUACUUGAAUUGAUGUACUUUUUCAGCUGUUAAUCUACUUGCUUUGUGUUUAAGAGAACCUGAGCAAAGUGGUUGUGUGUGUCAUAGUAUUAAAUGCAACUGCUUUGCAAAUCAAGUCUGUACGUCUACAAAUUAUCAUUCUUCUGAGUCUAAGUACCAUAUUGGGAGUGAGUUGUUAGGUGCACAGAGGUAUUUAUGUAGAAUGGAACCAGUACUAAAUCUACAAGCUGAAAGUGCUUUGUUACUAUCAAUCAAUUUAUUAGUGUUACAAGUUUGGCUAUUUGUUUAAUGCACUGCUUCACUUUGUUUUAUCUUUUUUUAAAACAAAUCAUUCUGAAAGAAAUUUUGGUAUACAUUUAAAGCUAAUCAGUUCUGAUAUAAUGAAAGUGUCAUGUGCUCGAUGUCUUAAUUCCUUAUAUUUGUUGAAAAUGGAUUUGUUGCCAAAUCAAACAGUAUGCAACUAUUUCCAAUGUAAUUAUUGUUACCUGAGCACUAAGUUCCAUACCAGUUGCAUCCUAUAUUGGAAUUUCUGCAACACAACAACUUGUACAUCCAAUAUACAGCUUAUGUUUAAAAUCUGAGCAGGAAUUGCAAUUCACCAAAUAUGUCAGGAAAGGCCCUUUUGGUACCUUUAACACUAUUCCACAGUAUAUUCCUAUUUGCAGGCUAGAAUAAUUGCACAAACAGAAAUACCCAGUUUGAUUCCACAAUCUGAAGCAGAAGUGGUUCUAAGAAAUAGUGUCAGAAUUUGACCCUUAUGUACUACCCAUUCUGAUGUGAGUAAUUUAAACCAAAAUUGCUAGAACUUUUAACAGGUCUGGCAGCACCUGUGAAGAGAGCAACAGAGGCUGGACUAUUUUGGCUCAGGUGAUGCUGGUUGUAAUAGUAUACCGUGAAGUGUGGCCCUGUGGUCACAUGGACACACAUCUCCAAGAGGAGUGUCACUCUGUUGUUAUGGACCAGACCAAACCCAUUUCAAAUAUAUCAAGAUAGCCUAGACCUAACUGUUUUUUUUUAAUUUAAUGGCAAGUGUAAGGUGAUAUAUUCCAGAUGUAAUUUGAUUGGUUACACUUCUCAGCUUUAAGAAAGCACACUUUAUCCUUACUUGGACUAGAUUGGGUUGGGAUAUCUGGUCAGCAUGGAUGGGUUGGACCGAAGGGUCUGUUUCCAUGCUGUACAUCUCUAUGACUCUGACAGUUAAAAUACAAACAAAAGAAAAAAGAAUUAGUCUAAUUUUAUCCCUAUUGGAAAAGUGAACAGAAUAACAGAUUAUUUAACUACUAAACAGCAGCGAUUCCAAUACAUUAACAUCCUUGGCAAAGGCAAAUUCAGUAAAAGUAAAUUGUUCUCACGUGCAAUUCUCAGAACAGAGAGAACUCCAGCCAUAACCGAGAGGAAUAACAGCUUCCACGUCCAUCUUUAUGACCCCAGCAAUUGCUGAAAGCUAAGCUAAAGUAAAACCCUGGUUUUAUGGGAGCCUGACCCUAUCCAUUUCUUCUGCUUCUGUUGUUCAAAGCCCAUUCCCAGAGGUCAAGAUAAGUCUUGUCCAGAGUUAAUGUUUCAAGGUUGAGAUUUCUUCAGAACUUUCAAUUGAAAAGUCAGGCACGAAAGGAUUAACUUUGUGUAUGUGUCCUGUUCU
Messenger RNA from Chiloscyllium plagiosum (whitespotted bambooshark), 5294 nucleotides. The record is from RefSeq and is a predicted model, not a curated record. Lineage: Eukaryota; Metazoa; Chordata; Chondrichthyes; Orectolobiformes; Hemiscylliidae.